Messenger RNA from Paramacrobiotus metropolitanus, 972 nucleotides. Its product is annotated as 5-hydroxytryptamine receptor 6-like. Gene Ontology annotation, biological process: G protein-coupled receptor signaling pathway. The record is from RefSeq and is a predicted model, not a curated record. The transcript has a single exon. Lineage: Eukaryota; Metazoa; Tardigrada; Eutardigrada; Parachela; Macrobiotidae. Gene Ontology annotation, molecular function: G protein-coupled receptor activity. The coding region runs from base 1 to 972 and encodes 323 amino acids. Gene Ontology annotation, cellular component: membrane.
AUGGGUUAUUUGUACGCCGCGAUCACCGUGUUCAGUUACGGCAGUAACGUGUUUCUGCUGGUCAUUUACGUGAAAUCGCCCCUUCUGUGGACACCGUUCUACAGCUAUCUAAUCAGUCUGGCCGUCCUUGAUCUGCUCAAAUCCUGUACCGUCAAUAUUAUGCAGGUUAGCAAUUAUCUUCAAUUUCACUGGGUUUUUGGCAACGAACUUUGCAUACUGUUCUUGUUCUGCUCGCAAAGUAUCGGCGUCAGUAUUAUUUAUCUGCAUCUGCUGAUUUGCGUCAACCGGCUGUGGGCGGUCAUGUCACCUUUCAGUUAUCGCGCCAAACACAAGCAUAAAUUAGCCAUUGGUCUAAUCAUGAGUGUCACCAUAAUGGCUAAUAUUUCAACAAUACCCAUAUAUACCGGUGACGGCACCAGCGACAUCCGCAGUCGCGCCCCUGUGCUGCGCCAUUUGUGUAUAUACCAGUUCGGCGCGAAGCCCUCGCUGUACUUUUUGACCUUGGGGGCGCUGACGCAUCCGGUGCCGCACGGGCUCAUUAUGCUGCUGUACCCGAUUAUUGUCUGGAAGGUGCGCAGUACCGUGCGCCAGAUGCAGAGUGUGUUUGCCAGUGGGCAAAAUCCGUCCUUUACCCUGCAUGUAUCCCUGGAUACGUCGGAGGAACAGGUCCGAAUACGGGGCACGCACAAUAAGCACAAGCACAUCCUCCGCGAAGCCAAACGGUACUUUGGCGUGCUGACAAUCUUGUUUGUCAGUUCGUUUUUGUUCUGGACGCCGGGGAAUGUGGCACGCAGUGUCAUGGUGACGUCGCCGGUGGUGGAUAUCCGGGUGUUAGCGGUCACGGAUUUCCUCUUCGCCAUGGACUGUACCAUAAAUCCCUUGCUUUGUUUGGCUUCGUCGACCGAAUGGCGGCACGCGGCAAUUUCGGUUUUAAAUAAUAUUCGAAGAUCCGAGGUUCAGCAAGCUUGUUAA